AGUAGGCUGAUCCACACCAGUGGACUUCAAAUAUGCUUUGGGUUGCUGUAUGUCAAAGGACAGCAAGAAUCACUUGAUGAUUAGUUUGUCAGCAUAAUGGCAUCUGUAAAUAGAACCAGUGAAAUAAUUAAAAAACUUAAAGCAGACAGACGUCUCCUGGAGGAGAUAAACGAAAGGCGUGAAUCCAACUGCUUGGUGGAAAGAAGCAAUCAAGUCAGCUUAUUGAGAGUUCAGAAGAGGCAUUUCAAUGGGGCCUACACAUCCCUUACUCAUGCCCAAAUCCAAGAACCUGUUCCCGACAGUGGCAGGAGCUCCUGGGUCAAACUGAGUCUCCUUGUUCACGAGGAGAAAAGGCAUUUUCCACCAAAAAAUAAUGCCAUAUUUGGAUAAAGUGCAUCUACAGAGACACAUAGAAAUACAAUCUCUUUGAUCCUUCUUCAAUGUCUGUCUAAAUUAUUUAAAAUAUUAAUUAUAAAAGAAGCCAAAGAAAACUAUUCAUUUAGAUCACCAAGAAAAUGUUGUCACAUAAAACAUAUUACAUCUUCAUUCCAUUUCAUCAUUUAGACUUAAAUGUUUUGAAGGGAAGAUUUGAGUUAUUAAAGAUACUUUCA
Molecule: messenger RNA, 611 nt
Organism: Hippopotamus amphibius kiboko
Lineage: Eukaryota; Metazoa; Chordata; Mammalia; Artiodactyla; Hippopotamidae
Gene: SPATA45
Product: spermatogenesis associated 45
Exons: 3
Coding region: 97-390 (97 amino acids)
Source: RefSeq, a predicted model, not a curated record